AUGGAACUGAACUUUAUUACUUUAAUCAAACACGAUGUGAAUCAUAAUGUGAGACAGUGCUUCAAAUCAAAGAAAACAUUUAUGAGCCGAAAAGAGGAGGUGACGGCCAUCAAAAGUAAAUUCCCGAACAAAAUACCGCUUAUAGUUGAAAGAUACCACAAAGAGAAAAAUCUACCUACUUUGGACAAAACGAAGUUUCUCGUGCCCGGGGACAUCACCAUGUCCCAAUUUCUAGUUAUCAUAAGAAACAGGAUAAAGAUGAAACCGAAUCAAGCGCUGUACUUGAUAAUCAAUAACAGAUCUAUGCUUAGCAUGAGUCUGACUAUGUCACAGGCCCAUGACGAAUACAGUGACGAGGAUGGCUUUUUAUACAUAACCUACGCGUCCCAAGAAGUAUUUGGCUAUAAAGACGAUAUGGCAGGAGCAAAUGAAGAAAUACAGGCCAUCAGAGGUAGAUUUCCUAACAAAGUACCAAUUCGGGUUGAAAGAUAUUCGAGGGAACGUGAGGUGCCAGAACUGGGAAGAACAAAAUUUCUUGUGCCACAGGAACUGACAAUGUCCCAGUUCCUUUACAUUAUUCGGACCAAGAUGAAACUUAGAGACACUCAGGCCCUCUACUUGUUGGUGAACGACAAAGUGAUGGUGAGUCAUAGCAUGACGAUGGCUCAGGCAUACGAUCAAUUUCGUGGUGAGGAUGGCUACCUGCACGUCACGUACGCGGCUCAACAGGUCUUUGGAUGA
Diatraea saccharalis (sugarcane borer) is the source of this 741-nucleotide messenger RNA. Lineage: Eukaryota; Metazoa; Arthropoda; Insecta; Lepidoptera; Crambidae. The record is from the annotation of a GenBank genome assembly.